AUGCUAUCUAUAUCAUGCACAUUUAUUGGUAUAUGUUUAUUCAUAUUGGGUUCAUCAAGCAAUGGAUUAUGUAUAUUAGUAUUUCUUCGAAAGCAAUUUCGUUAUCGUAUUAUAACACCAUAUUUUAUUGUUUUAUUAUCCGCUGAUUCAAUUUAUUUAUUAUUUCGCUUACUGAAAUUACCUUAUUAUUCACAAACACUAUUUAAACUUCCUAGAAAUACGGAAGAAUCAUGUUCAAAAACAUUUCUUGCGCGAGUAUUUGAACAUGCAACACAAACAUGGCCAGAACCAUUUGUUCCAUUGGUUCAUUAUGAGACCUAUAUGCGUUUUUCGUUAAUAUUAAUGUCAAUCAUGUCAGUUCAACGAACAACAUUUAUAACACGUUCAUUAAAAUGUUUCGUUCUACCAUCAACAUUUACCGAUAAACAUAAAUAUAAAUCGACGCUUCUACUCAUUGUGUCCGCUUUUAUAUUUGCAUAUAUAUUUGAAUUUGCUGGUUUAACCUUAUUUUGUUCGAAAUCAAACAAUCGUAAUAUAACAUAUGAUUGGUUUGUCUACAUGAAUAAAUAUAUGGAAAAUACAACAUAUAUUUUAACAAAUACAAUAACUGAUGAACCAAAAGCUUUAAGAUGUGUUAAUUACGCAAUAAAGAAUUUUCAAAAAAAUAAAACACUGUUAAUAGGAAAAAAUCCAGUGUGUACUCACGAUCGAUUAAUAGAUAUUUUAACAUACUAUUUUGACCUACAUCAAAAGCCGAUUGUUAAUUUAAUACAAAAAAUUAUACUUAAUCAAACAGGCCAUCGAAUCUCACGCAAUGAAAUACGACGCAAAUAUCAUUUUCAUGAAUGUAUUUUUCCUCAGCAAGCAAAGUUUUUUCAUCGUUAUUAUAAUUUCAUGUAUAGCCGUAUGUUUGCUUUCAAUCGACAUACAUUACUUUUAGGUAAGAAUUAUAAUAGUAUUUAUAAUAAUCAAAAGAAAUCUUGA
This is a messenger RNA of Rotaria socialis, 984 nucleotides long. Lineage: Eukaryota; Metazoa; Rotifera; Eurotatoria; Philodinida; Philodinidae. The record is from the annotation of a GenBank genome assembly.